AAACAUUACGGACAGGUUCCUGUGGGGAAGAACGACAACAGGUCACUAAUCAGACUCAACUCUAUCCUGAACUGCCAAAUAAGUACAGAAUGAGGGUCUUGUGGAUUUCAUGCCUGCUGAUUGGAAGCAUCACCUGUGGCCCAGUGGGAAAGAAAUCGGAUGCAAACAGUGCUGACAUGGGCUUCGUGAGGCCAUCUUUUGGGAAUUGGUACAGUGGAAUGGGGAGUUCUGACCCAGGCAGCAGCUCCUCUAAACCAAGUCUACCAAACCAAAAAUUUGCCCAAGCUGCUCCCUCUCCACAAGAGGCCGUUUCCAGCGCUGGACCUGGCAGUUAUAUGGCUGCAGGUGGUGCCUAUGGUGGCUAUGCUAAUUCUUGGGAUGAUGGCUAUUACAGCCCUGAUGUCAGCGAAUACGGGGCUGGUUAUGCAGGUUAUGGGUAUGAGAGCAGUGCUCCAGGUGGCAGCUACGGUAACGCAGCUGAUGCUUAUGCCGCGGACAGCCGGAGCUCUGGAUCUGCUGAUUUCUAUGAUGGUGGUGCUGAGGACCCUGAGCCGGUCUUCAGUGACGUGUCUGAUCUGGAGCCAGUUUUCUCCUUCAGCUCUCGGUCAAGCUACCAGCGAGGAAGAGCAGUGUUUGCUCAAACCCGCUACACCCCAGGAGAGCCUGUUCCUGAGAUGAUGCCAGUAUACAGACGCAUUAGCAAAACCUCUAAGCCGAGUGGUCCUGCUAAAGAUCCAACCAAGAAAGGCUACUAAAGAACUGUAAGGUAUCAUGUUCCAGCUACAUGUUCUGAUUCAAUAAAUGUCUUUAAACAAGCA
This is a messenger RNA of Plectropomus leopardus (leopard coralgrouper), 818 nucleotides long. RefSeq lists its product as uncharacterized. Lineage: Eukaryota; Metazoa; Chordata; Actinopteri; Perciformes; Serranidae. The record is from RefSeq and is a predicted model, not a curated record.